Chanos chanos (milkfish) is the source of this 1223-nucleotide messenger RNA. RefSeq names its product CLN6 transmembrane ER protein a (gene cln6a). Gene Ontology annotation, biological process: lysosome organization. The transcript is spliced from 7 exons. NCBI's taxonomy places the organism in Eukaryota, Metazoa, Chordata, Actinopteri, Gonorynchiformes, Chanidae. Bases 1 to 897 code for a protein of 298 amino acids. The record is from RefSeq and is a predicted model, not a curated record. Gene Ontology annotation, cellular component: endoplasmic reticulum; membrane.
AUGCGGAAACGACCAAAGUCUGAGGCCAAAACAUCUAUAUCACACCCAAGUAUGUCUGGGUCAGAAAAAUCUUCAAUAACAGCAGAGUCUCAGUUCCAUUUGGACCUGUGGUUCUGUUUUACUGUGCAGAAUUGGAUCCUGGACUUUGGCAGACCUAUUGUGAUGAUUAUCCUGCCUUUGGAGUGGUUCCCUUUGAACAAACCUAGCGCAGGGGAUUAUUUUCACAUGGCAUACAAUAUCAUAACACCAUUUCUUCUGCUCAAGCUAAUUGAACGCAGCCCCACAGCCCUGCCUCGUGCGGCCGUGUAUAUCAGCAUUAUCACGUUUGUCAUGGGGGCCAGCAUACACCUGGUGGGUGACUCCAUAAAUCAUCGUCUCAUCCUGAGUGGAUACCAGCUUCACCUGUCAGUCAGAGAAAACCCCAUUAUCAAAGACCUAAAGCCUGCUUCACUGAUUGAUUCCUUUGAACUUCUUUACUAUUACGAUGAACAUCUGGGUCACUCCAUGUGGUAUAUUCCAUUCUUCCUCAUCACCUUCCUGUACUUCACUGGCUGCUUCACACAAGCUAAGGAGAAGAUGCCUCUUUCUGGGUGGUUGCUGCUAGGACCCAGUGCUGUCUAUUACUGGUAUCUGGUCACAGAAGGUCAGAUCUUCGUCCUGUAUGUCUUCACGUUCUUUGCGAUGGCUGCCACAGUCAUGAGGCAGAGGAGAAUGGGCUUUACCCUGGACAGCAACGGCCAGUUCCUGCUCUACAGUUUUGCCAUCACCUUGGGACUGAUAGUGCUAUGGGUGGCCUACUUAUGGAAUGAUAAAGUACUGCGUAAGAAGUACCCUGGCAUCAUCUAUGUUCCAGAACCAUGGUCAUACUACACAUUACACAUUAAAGGCAGUACAUAGACCGUUAACAGGUAAGCACUGAGCCUAGAAGUCAGGUUUACAGUGCAUAUGUGGAUGUUAAAAUAACAUCAUGCAAUGAAUUCCACAGUGAAAGAUUACAUGGUCCUCUAGUGUUCAGUUUCCUAGGUAUUUGUUCUGACUGCAGAGUACUGUCUAAUAAAUGAAUUAGGUGCACUGUCCCAACAAGUGAGCUAAUGAGUUCCAGUGGGUAGUGCAGAUCAUGUUCAGAACAGAUAUUUUAAAGGUGUAAAGUCUUUGAAGGUGGAGUUGUCAGCUGAAUCCUUAAAGUCCUAAUUCUGUCCGUGAAGUACUUAAUAAACCAGAUU